Ricinus communis (castor bean) is the source of this 2680-nucleotide messenger RNA. RefSeq names its product heterogeneous nuclear ribonucleoprotein 1. Gene Ontology annotation, molecular function: RNA binding. The transcript has 5 exons. NCBI's taxonomy places the organism in Eukaryota, Viridiplantae, Streptophyta, Magnoliopsida, Malpighiales, Euphorbiaceae. The coding region runs from base 526 to 1962 and encodes 478 amino acids. The record is from RefSeq and is a predicted model, not a curated record.
UUAGGCUCCUCCAAAUAUUCUUACACCAGAGGAUUGCCAAUCUCUCUCUCUCUUCUCUAUUUCUUUCUAUUUAUAUAUUCUCUGUCUUUCUAUCUCUCACAUUCUUAGCUACAAAUUCUAAAUCUUUUAUAUUAUUAUUUUUUCUAAAGAAUUCUUUUUUAAAAAAAAGAUUUUAAUUAAGAGGAGUGGAAUAACCAAGGAAAAGAUAAAAAAGAAAACAGAGAGAUAGAAGCCUCUCUCUUAGACAACAAAGAAAGAAAGAAAGAAAGAAAGAGAGAGAAAGGCAAAGCAUGAGCACCACCUCCUCUGUUUCUAUUUCCACAAUUCUUCUUCUCCUUAGAUCUUACUUUCUCUAAAUUUACAAUCUUUUCCUUUACAAAAUGGAAUCUUUGGUUGAGUUCUGAUUGGUGCUACAAGCAUCAGAUGAUCCCAGAUUGGAUUUAACAAACCACCCACUUUAGUUUUUUUCUUUUUUGGAUUGGGCACCAAUCAGAUUCUAUCUGUUUUAUCAUAUAGAAGAAAAAGAUGGAAUCAGAUCUUGGUAAGCUCUUUAUUGGUGGGAUUUCAUGGGACACUGAUGAGGAACGUCUUAAGGAAUAUUUUAGCAAGUAUGGAGAAGUGGUGGAGGCAGUGAUCAUGAGAGAUCGAACUACAGGCCGGGCCCGAGGUUUUGGUUUCGUGGUCUUUGCAGAUCCUGCUGUUGCAGAAAGAGUCAUCGUGGAUAAACACAUGAUUGAUGGACGCACGGUUGAAGCAAAGAAAGCUGUUCCAAGGGAUGAUCAGCACAUUUUGAAUAGAAACACUAGUAGUAUUCAUGGUUCUCCAGGUCCUGGGCGUACCAAAAAGAUUUUCGUUGGAGGUCUGGCAUCUACAGUUACAGACAAUGACUUUAAGAAGUACUUUGAGCAAUUUGGCAAUAUCACUGACGUUGUUGUGAUGUAUGAUCACAACACGCAGAGGCCAAGAGGCUUUGGCUUCAUCACUUAUGAUUCAGAGGAUGCAGUAGAUAGAGUUCUGCAUAAAACAUUUCAUGAACUAAAUGGCAAAAUGGUUGAAGUCAAAAGGGCAGUCCCAAAGGAGCUAUCCCCAGGGCCUAGUCGGAGCCCACUGAUAGGGUAUAAUUAUGGUUUGAGUAGGACAAACAAUUUCCUUAAUGCAUAUGCUCAGGGAUAUAAUAUGAAUUCAGUAGGAGGUUUUGGAAUGAGGAUGGAUAGUAGGUUUAGUCCUCUUGCCAGUGGUAGAAGCGGGUUUCCUCCAUUUGGGACGACUGGUUAUGGAAUGAGUAUGAAUUUAGAGCCAGGGCUGACACCAAGCUAUGGUGGUGGAUCAAACUUUGGCAAUAGUCCAGGGUAUGGACGGAUGUUAAGUCCCUAUUAUAGUGGGAAUUCAAGCAGAUACAGUACUCCAAUAGGUUAUGGCGUUGGGAAUGCAAGGAAUGAUUCUGUUUUAAGCCCCACUACUCGAAAUGUCUGGGGAAAUGGGGGCCUUAAUAGUGCUGCUAAUCCUGCCAGCCCAGGUGCUUUCUUGGGUUCUGGAAGUGGAAGUUUUGGGGUUUCAUUUGGGAACAGCGGGACCAAUUGGGGCCCUUCUCAUGUUUCAGCUCAAGGUGGAGGAAGUGCUUCUGCUUAUACCAGUGGGAGUAUGGGCUACGGGAGUGGUGAUAGCAGCUAUGGGUUGGGAGGGGGAGCUUAUGGACGAAACAAUGGCUCUAAUGCAGCACCAAAUUCAUCAUUUGCUGGGUCAAAUAGUGGUUAUGAAGGGUCCUAUGGGGACUUGUACCGCAGUGGUUCGGUUUACGGUGAUUCAACUUGGCGGUCUGGCACUCCUGAGCUGGAAGGUUCUGGAUCAUUUGGCUAUGGGCUCAGCAAUAUAGCUGCAGAUGUUACUGCUAAGAGUUCUGAGGGUUAUAUUGGAAGUUAUGGUGUUACAAGUAGACAAUCUAAUAGAGGAAUUGUUACCUAGGAGAUCUGUUAUUGGAUGUCACAGGAUAAUUGUAGGUAAGGAGAAUCUGGAUAAACAGGUGACGGGUUUAAAUUUCAUGCAUCUCUCUCCUGAUCAUAUUCAGUUCAUAAGGAAAUUGAUCAAUAGUGCUUACGAUGGUUCUUGAUUUGCGUUAUACACAAUCAGAGUGAAAGCAAUUACAGGGAUUUUGUGUAAGGUUUGAGAUUUGAAUUUCAAUUUCUUCUUUUAAUUAGUGAAAAACUUAGGUUCCUUUCUUGGCAUUUGAGUGAGGUGUAAAAUCAGAUUGCGGGAUAUAUACUCAGGAAGAUUGGUUCCAUAGAAGUGCUGUGCAUCUCCAGCGAGGCAAGCCAGUGGUAGUACACUUUUUCAAAAAAUAGGGUAUUAAUUUUUUUGAUUUUUUUUUUCUUCUUUUCUUUUGGAGUAAUGCCUGGAGAAGGCGCUGGUUGGUGUCCUUAUAUUUUUCUUCUCUUUAUUUGCGAUUCUCUCUUUAUCAGGUUGUAUGCAAGGUUCUGUUUGAUCUACUAGUGUGAAACAUUAUAAGGGAUUCUGUUUUUAUUCUCCCCCCCCCGCCCCCCCCUCCGGCAAAUAAGUUUCCAAAUGUUUUGAUUCAUUUUUUAUUGGACAUUGUAUCAGCCAAAAAGAAAAAAGGGAAAAAAGAGGUUAACAAUUAGAUGAAUGUUGGACUACAUUCAUGAUUGCUGUUGUGCUAUUUGUAUUA